AUGAGUACUAAACUAUACCCAAAUGACUAUUUUGGCGAUGAUAAAGAUAUAAACUUAAAAGAACAACAAAUCAGUGAACAACAAUGGCUUAUUAAAGAGAUUAUACUACCAGAAUUACCAGCCAUAAGGGAAUGUAUAGAAACUUGCUUAGAUCUUUUAAAUAGUCCAGAAGAGUUUACUUUAGCUUUAACAACAGGUUCACAUAAUACAACGAGCGCUAACAUUAGCAAUACAAAUCUAUCUAGUUUGGGAGGAUCAAAUGAAAGAUUGGAUAUUGAGAGUAAUACAAGCGGAAGCAGUUCUAAUAGUAAUAGUGCUAUUGGUACUGUUCGUGGUACAUUACGGCGUCAAGGUGUUAAAUUGGUAUCUUUGCAAGCAGAAGUAUCAAUGGUACAGUUCCGUAAUGGAAAAAGUUUUCCAUUAUGCUCUCCAAGAGACACAAAGGGCUUUGUUUUAGAACAAUUGGAACAUUUAGUUCAAAGAUUAGAAGCUGGUGGUGCAUUAUUAGAUAAUUUAUCAGUGACAGAUACCACCUUGGAAGCUGAAGUUUUUGCCACAGGGCUAAUGGAAUUGCAACGAUUAUUAACUGGAGCUGCUCAAUUGCUACAGAGACCCCCUUCCAAACUAGCAUUUCCAUUAUGUGGUCCAUCUGCUGGUAUAUCCCUUUGUGGAAAUAUAGCAGCAGGAAAUUAUAAUAGCUUAGCAGCAAAUGAUACAAGACCAUCUUUAUAUUCAAAUUCAAAUUCUAACAAUAAAGAAGAGCUAGCUUUAGAGGCAGUAGUAGCUGGUGGUGAAUUAAGUGUUGACAUUAGAGUAUUAGAACCUAUUACAAAACCUCCUUGGAAUUCUGUGGAUCCCUUGACAGGACGAAGCCUUUCAGACCAACUGAAGGAUAAAUUACGUGACAGAGGAACAUCUUUAGAGAAAGCUUUAAAUGAAUGCGGCGUAACUAUUGCACAUUCAUGGUGGGAAAAUUAUACUGGUAGUGCUAAUACGACUACUUUACAAGUAGCACGAGAUCACAUGUCUCGCGGCGUUACUUGGAAUGAUAGAGCGGUUCUUAUUCGUGGAGGAACUUUACACGUUGCUGCUAGUGAUCCAGUACUUGUAACUGUCGAUGCUAAAUUAGGUGGGCUUGAGGCAUGUGUAGCAGCUCAUUGUUCGAACUUAGCAGCUUUACAGUAA
This is a messenger RNA of Henningerozyma blattae CBS 6284, 1185 nucleotides long. RefSeq names its product Rav2p (gene RAV2). Bases 1 to 1185 code for a protein of 394 amino acids. The transcript has a single exon. Gene Ontology annotation, cellular component: RAVE complex. The record is from RefSeq and is a predicted model, not a curated record. Lineage: Eukaryota; Fungi; Ascomycota; Saccharomycetes; Saccharomycetales; Saccharomycetaceae.